This is a messenger RNA of Paramuricea clavata, 8172 nucleotides long. Lineage: Eukaryota; Metazoa; Cnidaria; Anthozoa; Malacalcyonacea; Plexauridae. The record is from the annotation of a GenBank genome assembly.
AUGUUCGAUCCAGUGGAAAGUGUUGGAGACGAAGGUUUGAUCCGCGCUGUUCAAAGGUUUUGGGACACAGAAUCGCUUGGCAUCUUCGAGCCAAACCCGUCGCUGGAAAAGGAGUUUUUGAGAGAUUCAAAUUUCGACAAGAACCAGGGUCGAUAUCAAAUGAGCCUUCCCUGGAAGGAUGAUCGUAUGCCCACAACAAAUGGAUAUUUUCCAUGUUUGAAACGACUACGACAACUGCAUUCACGCUUGAGAACUGAUCAAGAGCUGCUUGAACAGUACGAUGAAGUCAUACAAGAGCAAAUAAAGUCAAGUAUAAUCGAGAAAGUCCCUGGAUGUUCGGCAAGCGAUGAAGCAACGCAUUUUCUACCUCAUCACGGCGUGAUUCGAGAAGAUAAGGCGACUACGAAGGUUCGAGUAGUUUUCGACGGGUCAGCGAAGCACGGUUCAUCGAAUUUGUCCCUCAACGACUGCCUGGAAAAGGGACCGAACUUAGUUCCCCACCUAUUUGACGUCGUUGUAAAGUUCAGGGGUUACCCUGUGGGAAUCGUGGCCGAUGUGGAAAAGGCGUUCCACCAGAUUGAGAUAAAUCCAGAUGACCGGCGAAUGUUGCGCUUCUUGUGGUUCGACGAUAUACGCAAGGAACAUCCAGACAUUGUUGAAUAUCAGUUUUGUCGCCUAGUAUUUGGGUUGACCCCAAGCCCAGCUAUUUUAAAUUCGGUUAUACAACGUCAUUUGGAAUCGCACAAAACGAAAGAGCCCGAAGUCGUUGCAUUGUUGCAAGAGUCGUUCUACGUGGAUGAUUUGGUUGGAGGUGCGAUGGAAGACGACCAGGCUUUAGAAAUCUACGAAAAAGCAAACGACAUCAUGAACUCUGGCGGAUUUAAAUUGCGAAAAUGGAAUUCCAACUCGACAAUUCUUCGGACGAAAGUCGCCGGCGAACUGAAGUGCAGUAAAGUCGACGAAACCGUAUUAACUGAAGUGAAACCCCUCGGGAGUAAGCAAGACGUGUUUACCAACUCGACAGAAAAGGAAAACCGAACUGAGAGAGAUUCAAACGAAGCGAAUGACGACAUUUUGUCCGCGCGAUCCGAAGCUGAUGACGAUCCCAAACCAGAAUGUUCUAUAAAAAUUCUAGGACUGAAUUGGAAUAUCAACACUGAUGAAAUUCACUAUGACCUAACUGCAUUGGUGAACUUUGCGGCAACACUUAAUCCUACGAAGCGAUCAGUGCUACGACUCGCGGCUAAAGUGUUUGAUCCACUUGGAUUCCUUACCCCAUUUACGAUCUGUAUGAAAGUUUUGUUCCAAACUCUGUGUGUUCAUGGCGUUAAUUGGGAUGACGUGUUAGACGGAGAAGAGUUAGCGGCAUGGAAAAGAUUUAUCGUAGACCUCUCAGCAUUGAACGACAUUCGAAUACCUCGAUGUUACUUCCGAAGAACCAAAGAGAAACCGACAGGUCACCAGCUUCACGGGUUUAGUGACGCCUCAUCGAAGGCCUACGCAGCCGUAGUGUAUUUGCGAACAGUUCAUCAUAACGGAGAGAUUGAAGUAAAUCUUGUGGCCUCCAAAACGAGAGUGGCUCCGAUAAAAAAAAACAAUCCAUACCACGACUAGAAUUACUGGGUGCAACUAUCCUAGCUCGAUUGAUGAACUCUGUCCAGAAAGGGCUAGCGUCAUUGAACACGACUCCUGAGGUGUUUUGUUGGACUGAUUCUUACACAGUUUUGUGUUGGAUCAGAAACGAGAAAGUUUGGAAAUCUUACGUCAAUCAUCGUGUCCAAGAGAUACGGGACCUUGUCCAGAAAGAAUCCUGGAGAUUUUGCCCAGGCGAACAAAACCCCGCAGAUUUGCCAUCUCGAGGAAGUCGCGGAAUUGAGUUAACGAAGAAUACGACGUGGUGGAACGGUCCAGAGUUUAUUCGAAGCACCGAGGAGGCUUGGCCGAGUGAACCAGGACCUACGAAGAGUGACGAACUGAGCGCGUUCGCAGAAAUCACGAAGCCCAAGAUUGAACCAACGAUAACGAGAGCUUUAGCCAAUGUUACGAUCACCCCACCUAACGUAGAAGCCAUCAUGGAUUGCAACCGGUACAGUACCAAAGAGCAACUGUUACGAGUAACAGCGUUAUUAAAGAGAUUCGGUGACAAAACGAGGAGACAGCCAGUGCCAAUUGAAGUAACUGCGAAUGAACUAAGAGCAGCUGAAAAACUUUGGGUGAAUACCAUACAGGCAAGCAAUUUCGAAGACGAAAGGUCAUAUCUCCAAGGAGUUUCGAAGAAAGAACCGCUGCUCGUAAGACAGUUGGAUUUAUUCUUGGACGAAGAAGGUACGAUUCGAUGCCAAGGUCGAAUAGAUAAAUCAUCAUUACCCAUGACAACAAAGCGGCCAAUACUUCUUCCUGCACGACAUUUCUAUACGCAACUUGUAAUUCGCAACUGUCACGAAGUCGUCCAUCACAACGGUGUCAAAGAAACAUUGAACUGCAUUCGCGAAGUAUAUUGGAUUCCAAGAGGUCGAGAAGCCGUUAAACGUGUAAUUGGAGUAUGUGUUACAUGUAGAAAACACGAAGGGAAGCCAUACGGUACACCAAAGUUCGCCCAGCUACCAUCAUGUAGAGUAAGCGAUGAUCCACCUUUUGCUCACACCGGCAUGGACUUCGCUGGACCACUAUAUUUAACGACCGAAGGUGAAGAUGAUAAAGAACGAAAGUUGCAAAAGGCGUACAUUUGUCUCUAUACCUGCGCGUCAACAAGAGCGUUACACCUUGAACUUGUGCCAAAUUUAUCAGUGUCUACAUUCUUACAAUCAUUUAGAAGAUUCACCGCUCGAAGAGGAUUACCGACAAAGUUACUAUCGGAUAACGCGAAAACGUUUAAAGCGGCUGCAAAAGAAGUCAAGGGAAUUACGAGAUCUAUGGAAGUUCAGCGGUAUUUGGCGAACAAAGGAAUCACGUGGGAGUUUAUAGUGGAAAAGGCACCCUGGCAAGGGGGUUUCUGGGAAAGAAUGGUGAAAUGUGUCAAACACUGUCUGAAAAAGGCGGUGGGUCGAGCAUCAUUAUCGUUUGAAGAAAUGCGCACAUUAUUGAUUGAGAUUGAAGCUACGCUGAACAAUCGACCUAUGACUUACGUAUACGAUGAUGAAGAAGGCGUGUCUUAUCCGUUAACACCUGCAUCGUUGAUCUAUGGUCGAAACAUCGCUACAACGCCAAACGAUAAGCAAUUCGAAGUGAUCAGUACAAAUCAAUCCCUAACUCGACGACAGAAGUAUCACAAAAGGCUUUUAAACCAGUUUGCGAAGCAAUGGAGAACGGAGUAUCUCGCUAGUUUAAGAGAGUCAUCAAGGUCAAAGGUUUCGUCGGAUGCGGCUCGUAAGCUGGCGAUAGAAGAAGGAGAGAUCGUAGUUUUAAAGAACGACAAGUCAUCACGAUCAUUUUGGAAGGUAGCUAGGGUGGAGGAAUUACUCCCCAGUAAAGACGGUGUUAUUAGAGCGGCAAAGGUACGCGUAGUUAAUCAAGAGAAUGGAAAAUCAACAUGGUUACGAAGACCCAUACAACACCUUGUUCCUCUAGAAAUACGGUCGAGUUGCAAACAGAAGAACGAAACGCACGCGAGGGAUCCUACGACGGAAGAGACGAAAGAGGAUGCCUCUUCAAAGGAACCGCUGAAGGCGAACGCAAGGAGUACAGUUGUUACUAAAUACUUCCUACGAAGUCAGAACAAUCGUAAAGAUACUGUGUGACACAAUAACGUGAUUUAAGUUUAUUAAUAGUUAUAUUAGUACAAACAUUAACCCUCGGGAGUGUAUCGAACGGUUCAGGUUUAUAUUAACAUUAUAAAUGAUAGUAAUGACGUAGAGACAACGUGCCAAUCAGAAGCUAGUGUGGCACGCCCACAACCCGCCUUCUUUUUAGAGUUCAUGCCUCCAGACAUGGCGAAAAUAUAACAAAGCUAGCGCCAGUGCCGAACCGGCUGUUUUAUUGUGAUAUGUGUUUAAAUGUUAUUAAAUAUAUAGUAAAAUUGAACGUUGUUUACAAUAUACAGUUCUAUCAACACGAGUGGAAAUUGGGAAAACGAGAAAUUGUGUGGAAACACGCCCAAAGGGCGGAAUGUUUUCGCACAAUUUCGAGUUUUCCCAAUUUCCACGAGUGUUGAUAUAACUGUAUAUCAAUACGGAAAAAAUGUUUUAUAAUUGUUUUAUAAUAUAGCACAAAGAAACAUAAAGAAAGAAAUUUUCCGACGUUUCCGUGUGACAUUGAGUUACAUCAACACGGCUCUUAGCCAAUCAGCGUUCAGAAUUUACAAAUGCUAUAUUAUAAAUAUAUCUAAUAUUAUUUCUGUGGUUGGCAGUCACACGAACUUGGUUAGCUGUUGCAACAAUUAAUGCAUGGCUGGCAACCCUCGUCCUCGAUUGACCGUGGCUUUAUCAUGUUAAUGCAUUUACCAAUUUAUCCUUGUCCAUAGGAAUGGAAAGGCUUGGGAAUAAAUCAUUUGCACUUGCCUACACCAGACUUUAACAACGCACCAGAUCCUGAAAAACUCAAGGAAGGAGUACGAUUCAUAAAACAAUUCGAUAGCCGUAGUACCAGUUGUUACGUACAUUGUAAAGCUGGCAGAGGAAGGAGCGCAGCUCUGGUAGCAUGUUAUUUAAUGGAGGUUCGUAUUGUCUUGUCGAUUACAAGCGUUACUAAAUACGAGCUAAAUCCCACAUAAUAAACAGUUAUUGGAUGAGGAUUUUGUGAUAUCCGAAAUUCUCAAGGUCGAGCUGAAGUGUUUAAAUUAAGAAAAUUUUAAGCAUCAUAAAUCUUAGUUCAUAGUUUAUUUUAAGCAUCAUAAAUCGAGUUGGUGGCAUAUGUUUAUUUAGGCUAUGACCAUGUAGUUAUGGAUAUUUUAUUCUACAUGUAUUGUCUCUUGUUGUAUCUUUAAUCGGAGGAGUGCCUCGCAUGGGACCUCGAGUCUCGUUCGAACUCCUACCUUUUGGUCACUAUACAAUAAAGUGUUUAAAACUAAGUGUUAUCAGUCGAGCCGGAAGUCAUGCGGCCUUAUACCGAGACCUCAAUAAUUCUCGAAAAGACGAAAACCGAAUUCAAUAACUGUUUUGAUAUACAACCCAUUCUCAUUAACUGUGUCGAAAAACAAUGAGCAAAAAACGUUUCGUUAAACGCUCAAUAAAACCAGUAAAAACGAUAUCACAAUAACAGCAUAUAAAUAUUAGAAACCUCAUUUACCUGUACGAAUGUUUCGAUAAAAAUGUCGAAAUGGUCUCCUUUUUGCACAAAAAUAUUUACAUAAACUCCGUUCAUUUAUGUUGUUUUGUUUCAUUCGUAUAUUCAAACUUCUGCAUAUUUUAUCAUGCAUGCAUGUAUAUUAUUAAUAUAAGUAAUAGUAUGGUUUCUCGUAAAAUUUGAAAAAAAAUUUCAAAGACGUCAAUUUGCACUCGUCUUUCUUUCUCGUGCAAUUUUGAUGGUCGUUAAAACCCACUCGUUCAUUUUUUCCAGAUUUGCACUUAGAUAUUCGAUAUUGCAGUUUUAAAAACUGUAUCGACAUACCGAAAAUGUACUGAUUUAGAAAAUACCGAUUUAUUAGUUCGGUAUUUUCAGUUUAAGCGUGAAUGACAGCUGAACAGCAUUAAAAGUAGUACUAAAUUUUAUCUGGCAUAUACGGAUGAUUGAUUGUUUUCGAUGUGCGACGUAAAAAAAUCGAUACCAGAUAUUAAUUAUUGCGACUGCUUGCAUGCAUGCAUGUGGAUUGGAUAUAUAGAUCGAAAUUAUAAAUAAGUAAAGGCACAGUUCAGCCAUGGUGGGUUUUGAGGCGUAUUAUACAACCCUUUUAAUUAAUUGAAAAAACUAACUAGGAAAAUCAAUUAAGAACAAUUCAAGAUCAGUAUAUAAUCUCAAUGUUUUUAACAUUUUUUAACAUUUUCAAUUUUAAAAACAUUGCAUGAGGUCACUGAUCUUGAAUUAAGCUUAAUUGAUUUUCCUAGUUUUUUUUUCAAUUAAAAGGGUUGUAAUGCGUCUUAAAAACCAUCAUUCAAAAGGCUGAACUGAAGAAAGCAUUUUCUUUUGUACACGGCGUUUCUCCAUAUUUAAUACAUUUUUUCAAAUCUUAUCUGACGGAAUCUAAGCCUUAGUAUCUAAGCCUCAGUUACUUUUAACCUGAAGAUGGAGUUAAUUAAACUCGGAAACGUAGUUAUUAAAAUAAUCUUUUUAUACUAACUUGAAUAAAACCUAUAUGGUCUAAUAAUUUAAAACAAUUUUACAUUUUUGGUACAAUAAUAGGCCUACAUUACGUUAAAUAUUUUGCGACUUUUAGGAAUGGAAAAUUAUUGAUGUGCCGAUAUUAUCGGUUACUUGUAUGAGUAUUCUGUAUUUUUUCAAUGCGAGUGCUCAAAGUCGUCCUAUAUCAAUAAUUGCUUUGUCUAUAUUUUUAGAUGUACCAGCUAACUCCUCCAGAAGCAAUCGACAUAUUGAAGUCAAAAAGAGAACAAACUUUGCUGGGCUCAAACCAGCUGACAGCCAUUAACAAAUUUUAUCAACAUACACGAACUAAUUCCAGCACCAAAUUAUGAGAAUUAUUAUUAUGUACCAUGUUUUACUUUGUAGGGAAGAUAUAUAAAACAUAUAUUUAGUUCGUUUUGUGACAUAUAGCAUCUCAUUAAAUUUUGAUCAUUUAUUUAAUCGGCUGAUUUUGAUCGCGUAAUAUGGACUAAACACUCUGCUGUGCAUUUUUGUACUUGCACAUUUUUUACUGCACGGUUUGGUUUUCGUUAAAUCUCAUCCGUCAAAAUUUUAAUCGUACCCUAAUCGUAGCUCAUGUAUAACCGAAAUCUUCAUAAUGAGGACGAUUGAAUUAAAUUCAAAUGCAUAUAGUUUGUGCCGAGCAAAAAGGGCGAUGAUAAAAUUAAGUGCAAAUAUUACUUUUACGAGCUCCCAGUCCAGUUAUUUUUGACCAAAUUUAACUGGAGAUGUGGAGUACAAUUGGGUUCAAAUUGACUCCUCUUGUCUCUGAAAUUAGCAGUGUACAAUAAACAGUACAGUCUAUUUACAGCAGCACAGCUGCAGAGAUAACUUUCCUUGUAGUAAUUUGGAGGACUGCAUGGUGUAGAGAAUCAAUCGCAUAGAUAUCUUAUAUACACUAGAUAGCGCAUCUCAUUUAGUAAAAGUGAAGCCAAGAAUAUUCCAGCGGUUACCCUCAUUUGAAUAGAUGGCGGCCAUGUUGGAGUUUCCCACUCGCUAAUAAACGCUUUAAUAAGCAACAAUAACUUUCAUCAUUUGAAUAGUUUGCAAAUGUAUUUGGAAUAGGUUUAACUUAAUGUUUAAGUUCCAAGUUUAAGAAAUAGAAAACAUACGAGUCUUCUCAUUUCAGGAAUAUCCUGAGUCUGCAAUCACGGCUUCAAUUUUUUAAUUGCAGAACAAUUAGAUGCACUGUCUAGUGUAUAUAAGAUAUCUAUGAUCAAUCACUGUUGGCACCAGUCCUGAGUGGUGGAUAUUCGAUCUUCACCGGUAAAUAAUAAAAUGUUAAGUAAUAGUGCAAGAAUUAUACAUGGCAUGUUUUUUGUUUUCUUUGAACAUGGUGUACUAGUUAUUCAUAAAAUACUGGGGAGACAUUGGCAGUCGAUGGUUCAAAACACUUAAUCAUUCCCGAAAUUCCCAGUACAGGCAAUGAGUGAAUUAAAACAUCAUUCCAUAUUUUUCGAACUUAAUUGGAUUUGCAACAAAAUAAAAAUAAGUUGAUGGUGCAAAUUGCUAUAAUUUAUUCGCGUAUGGUCAGUUAUAGCACUGUAACUUGUAUACUAUUGUAACGCUUGUUCCUUUAGUGAUUUUCCCAUUGUUCUUGCAGCACAUUGGCCUACAGUACGAUACCCAGCUGGUCCAGCUGCUUUCUGAAAGUAGAAGUAAUUAAAUAUUUUAGAUAACUGUACUGCUAAGAUAAAUUUGUCACGCUUGGUCAUAUUCAGCAAAUUUUCUCCCAGAACCGCAGGCCCAUUUUUAGUAUGGGCCUGCUUAAAACAGAGCUGCCAAUUUUGUAUAAGAUGUCCGCUGACAAUACGAGCCGAGAAAAUUUACUAGAUUUGACCAACGUGUAUGCUAAGAGAUUUUUGUGUGGUUGGGAUUUGUGACUGCCUUACGGUGUUGAAAUUUUUACUCAGAUUUUUUAUUAAUAAUAAACAAUUACUC